Molecule: messenger RNA, 762 nt
Organism: Lichtheimia ornata
Lineage: Eukaryota; Fungi; Mucoromycota; Mucoromycetes; Mucorales; Lichtheimiaceae
Exons: 6
Coding region: 1-762 (253 amino acids)
Biological process (GO): maturation of SSU-rRNA from tricistronic rRNA transcript (SSU-rRNA, 5.8S rRNA, LSU-rRNA)
Cellular component (GO): nucleolus
Source: RefSeq, a predicted model, not a curated record
AUGUCAAGUCUAGCCGAUCUCAUUAGCAGCGUCAAAUCCAACACAAAGUCCAACACGCUAUUACAAAAGAACCUCGCAAGCAAACGGAAAAAGUCAACAACUGAGCCAAACAAACCAGUCAAGAAACCCAAGAGAGUCGAUGCUUCUAAGGACAACGAGGACAAGGGUCCCAAGGUGGUCGUUUUCGAUGGAUCAGUAUUAGACAAGAAGCCAACGAUUGAAGAUGCCAAGGCAAAAAAGGCGUUCAUGUCAUCUGAUAUCUUCAAGGAGGACAAGGUAGUGGAGGCUGUUAAGCCCAAGAAUGAAAAGGAGAAAGCUGAAGAAGAAGAGAAUCAACGCAAGGAUGCUGAGCUGCAUCAGCUUCUUUCUACAUCUAAGCUGCUCGAAGAAUACCAUGUUGAGGAGAUGACUGGCAAGGAACGGAGGAAACACAUGAUGAAUAAGCUCGAAACAUUGGGUGCCAAGAAAUCAGGCAACGCAAACAUGCCAUUGACUAUGCAUAUGGGUAUGAAGGCCAAGGAACGUGAACGAGAAAAGAAGCGUGUUCAAGAUGCCAAAGACCUUGGUUUGUGGGAUAGGUCGCUCAAACAUUUGUAUGCAUCCAAAGUGGUCAAGAAGAAAGAGCGUAGUCGGGAUCCAGGUAUCACCAAUGGUGUUGGUCGCAUGAAAGGUGGCACUCUUCAUAUUGGCAAAAGCGAGCUUAGGAGGAUUGCUCAAGAUGGCGCCAAACGUCCUGCAAGAGGAGGCAAAAAGAGAAGAUAA